This is a messenger RNA of Kwoniella shivajii, 1734 nucleotides long. RefSeq lists its product as uncharacterized. Gene Ontology annotation, molecular function: transmembrane transporter activity. Gene Ontology annotation, cellular component: membrane. The coding region runs from base 1 to 1734 and encodes 577 amino acids. The transcript has 18 exons. Gene Ontology annotation, biological process: transmembrane transport. The record is from RefSeq and is a predicted model, not a curated record. Lineage: Eukaryota; Fungi; Basidiomycota; Tremellomycetes; Tremellales; Cryptococcaceae.
AUGUCGCGGCUGUUCUCCUCUGCCUUGAAAUGGAGUCGAAAAGUCACUGACUGGGCCAGAAUUGAGAGGACUCCAAGUGAUCGGGUAGGAGAAUAUGAGCUCGUACCUCCAACUGGAUCACACGAUAGAUUCGAAGAGGAUGACUUUAAUCAAGAUCAUGACACCAUUACAAGAUCCCUACCAAACCUUCCUGGUCCGAAACCCACUGCAACUCAAAUGAAGACGCUUCGACAUGUACCUGGUCGAGUACCUUGGACAGCAUAUGCUAUCGCCCUAGUGGAACUAGCUGAAAGAGCUUCGUAUUAUGGUGUUGGAGGAUUGUUCCCCAACUUUGUCCAAAGGCCACUGCCACCAGGAGGUCCAGGUACAGGCGCACCACCUCCUGGCUCUCAAAUGACGCCUGGAGCCUUGGGGAUGGGUCUACAAGUAUCAACUGCUUUGAGCGUCAUAUUCUCCUUGCUGGCCUAUGCCACACCUCUUGUAGGAGGAUUGUUGGCGGAUAUGAAAUGGGGUAAAUUCAGGACAAUAGCGGUGGGUACUGGGAUUGCCGGUAUAGCGCAUGUACUAUCAGUUUAUGCUGCUUUGCCAUCAUUAUUGCAGAAUGGAGGUUCUUUCAUACCUUUCUUGAUGGGCUUACUACUGCUUGGUGGAUCAGCUGGUCUGAUCAAGGCCAAUAUCGCUCCGAUCAUGGCAGAGCAAUAUGUCCCUUCUUGUGAUUAUAUCGAUACUCUACCAAAUGGAACACGAGUGAUUGUAGAUAGAGAAGCCACAAUCCAGAAGAUAAUGUCUGCAUAUUACGGUGGAAUCAAUAUUGGCGCUUUUGUAGCUGUUACUUCUACUUUCGCAGAAAAGUAUGUCGGAUUCUGGUUAGCGUUCCUUAUACCUGGAGUCAUAUUUCUCUUAAUGCCAUUCAUCCUUCGUGUGGUUCAUCCACAUCUCGUGCCUUGUUCCAAACCAUCUUCGUCAGCGUUGAUAGACGCUUAUAACCAAUCGCGAUCUCUCUUCUCAUCGCGAUCGCGAAUCAAAGAUGAAGAUUUGGAAUCAAUAGAAUCCGAUCAAUCUGAUGAUUUGAGCAAGAUCAUUCAGGCCUGCAAAUUCUUUUCCUUUUUCAUCGUAUACAAUGUAGCAGACGGAGGGUUGAAUGCUCUUUUGACUAGUUUAGCUGGAUCAAUGACUACGAAUGGCGUUCCUAAUGAUUUUCUGGGACAUGCGAAUCCGCUGGUCAUUGUGAUAUCCAUACCAAUUCUCAAUCGAUAUCUCUAUCCAUAUCUCUCCUCUAAAAGAAUAGCUUUCGGACCAGUCAGGAGAGUGAUAGUCGGAUUUCUGUUAGCUGCAGCUGGGAUGGUUUGGUCGGCGAUAAUCCAACAUGCUGUAUACAAGACAUCUCCUUGUGGAUAUCAAGCUACAACAUGUGAAGAUGACUCGGGUGUCUCGCCACUUAGCGCUUGGUUGGUGUUACCCGCGUUCAUCUUAUCAGGAUUAAGUGAAUCUUUCGCUGUCGUAAGCGCAAUGGAAAUAGGUUAUAUGAUGUCCCCACCUUCAUUACGAUCAAUAAUAAACUCAUUAUUCUUAUUCACUCAAGCUUUAUCGGCAGCUUCGAUAUUGAUGUUCUUGCCCAUAAUGAAAGAUCCAUAUCUAGUUUGGCCAUUCACAAUCACUACUAUCAUAACGCUCAUCGCUGCUUGGGGUCUAUGGAAGACGUUCUCACAUCUUGAUGAACAUCAUGUGAUCUGA